ACUACCACUACUACUACUACUCUAAUAUAAUGGGCCACCGGGUCGGGUCGCCAUACAACAGACGCUACUGCGUACAUACAUUUACUAUGCUACAUACAUCUCAUCUCUCUGGCUGCAGCUUCGCUCCACGCACACGGAUUGCAUCAGGCUUUGUUUCCCCCAGACGAAGGAUUUUCUGGGAAUCAUCAACCCAAGGAGAGAGAGGAGAGGAGAGGAGAGGAGAGGAGAGGAGAGGAGAGGAACUGAUAAAACGAUCGCGUACCGCCAGGCAAUAGCCAUUAACCAUUAAUAAAUAGCAAAAUAUCGGUCAUUCGGGUUUCUACUUUUUGUUCUCUCUCUCUCUCUCUCUCUCUCUCUCUCUCUCUCUCAUUUUAUUAUUUAUUCCCUCGAGUUCGUUUGCUGGUGCUUAUGGUGGACGCAACAACCCUGGAGGGAGGACGGGAGCAAGCACAGAGUCAUCAUUGAGGAUUCCGGUAUCUCCCACCUUCGAGCUGUUUUGCCACUGAAGCAAGUAGCAGAAGACGUACGGUAAACAACACCAAGACCCAAGACGACGUCGUGGUGGUGGUGGUUGGUUGGAGUGAAAAACCGAGCAAAACCAAGGGAUUUUGCCCGCAAUCUCCAAUCUCUCUCUCUCCAGCCCUUAACUACCAUGCCCCAAAACGGAUUAGCGGAUUCGCGUUGAUCAAGCAGCAAAUUAAUCGCGACAUUUAUUUAUUUAUUUAUCUAUUUUAUUUAUUUUAUUAUCCAACUAUAUUUAUUUUACUUGUUUUAUUUAUUCUAUUGAAACGAUGGCCGACACCUAUAUUUCUCCCAACUUCAGCAACCUCAACAGCACCUCCAAUAACAACAACACAGCCACAACACUCAAGAAUCGCUGUAACACUCAUGUCCAAACUUCCACUGCUGGUCUCCCCAUGAAUCCGCUUUUCAUGAUCACUGCGCGGGACAUGCCAUAUACUGUGACCAACUCGUUCAAGAGAGGUGUAAUGAUGCACACCUACGGCCGCCCUAUACGGCGCGUUUGCUACGAUGAUUCACGUCCAGCAGCUAAGAAAAGACGUGUUCAAGCGGACACCGCGCCAAAGGACUCCGCUGAAGACGAAAACAACCUCGAAUGCGCCAUACGCGAAUCUUCUGCUGCCAUCUUGUCCAGCCCGUCGCGUCGCAACUCGACCGCUGCCUUCUCGGAAGACCUAGACGAUGACCUCUCGACACCCCCUUCCUCGCCUCCAUUACAGCUCACCCCACCUCCGGUUAACACACGAAAACCCACUUUUGCAUUUCUGAGGCGGAAACGCGCCGCUGCCACGAACACUCCCACAAAUGGUACUCCGUUGACAGAGGUAAACUUUAACAGCGUCCGCGCAUCGAUGGAUCCGCCGAAAAAGAAACCUAAACAGCAACAACAACAUCGACAACAGACACAGUCCCAACAACCCACGCUCAAGCAGAUGCAGCUCGACCUGGGAGGGGAGGUGCGCAAGACAUGCGCCACCUGCGGGAUGGAAUAUAUCCCCUCGAACGCGGAGGAUGUCGCGCUGCACAAGAAAUUCCAUGACAUGAACUCGAGCGGGGUGGACCUGGGCAAGGCAUUUGUGCGCGCAAACGCGUGCCGGUGGGUCUACGAGGCUGCCAGAUUCGACGAGGGCUAUGUCGUGAUAGUGGACAGGAAGAGCUCCCCCUCCGCGCGGGGCCAGGCCAUGCGUGUCCUGGAGGUGGUCAACAAGGAGCUUUCUGCGCCGGAUAUUGAGGAGGCGGUGUUGUGGAGCCAGACCGAGCCGCCUAAGCGCCUCCGGAAGAAUGGAGCGAAGGAAGAGGUGGAUCGGUUCAAGGUAUUCUUGCACAUGAAGGAUAGCAAGUGUGUGGGGCUCUGCUUGACGGAGCGGAUUUGGGAGUCGCAUUUGGUGAAGCGGCCUGGUCGCGGUGGCCGCACAGGCACAGGCACAGGCACAGGCACAGGCACAGGCACGGGCAUGAAUGGCGAGCGGCCUAAUGGCUCGUCAUCAAUCACGGCUAGCGAAGAGGUGCACCACGCGGUCGUGGGUAUUUCGCGCGUGUGGACGUCCGCCUCAUCGCGCCGGAAAGGCAUCGCGAUGGACCUCCUCGACUGCGUGGUGAGCAAUUACAUCUACGGCAUGGAGAUUCCCAAGUCGAAGAUUGCAUUUAGCCAGCCCACUGAGAGUGGGUGUCGGUUGCUCGAGGCCUUUUUUGGACCGGAUGAGCCGUGGCAUGUCUACAAAGAGACCUAAGAAAGGCAUCUCUGGUCAACAAGCGUAUAACCCCAGCGGAUGGAUUGGGGGGAAGGGGGGAAGGGCAGCGGCGGAAUCAGCGUUUGGUUUGGGCGGAUUUAGUUCUGAUAUUUUGUACUUUUACAUACAUGCGAAAUGGGGUUUGUUUAUUUGCUUUAUUUCCUUUUGUACUCCUUGUCUUCUCAUAUCAUAGGACUGAGAGGUACAGUACAGUACGGUAUGCGCCGGAUUCUGUCUGUUUAUCUAAAUUUGAGAUUGUUUUCUGGGACACCAAGGAAGGGCAAAGGGGUCACGGAUGGCAUGGAUUGUGCGGAUUUGAGAAUUGUUCAUUUUCAUUUUAUAUUUUGUCCCUGGGGGCUUUUUUUUUU
Blastomyces gilchristii SLH14081 is the source of this 2620-nucleotide messenger RNA. Its product is annotated as N-acetyltransferase. Gene Ontology annotation, cellular component: nucleus; chromatin. The transcript is spliced from 2 exons. Bases 792 to 2252 code for a protein of 486 amino acids. The record is from RefSeq and is a predicted model, not a curated record. Gene Ontology annotation, molecular function: protein-lysine-acetyltransferase activity. Gene Ontology annotation, biological process: mitotic sister chromatid cohesion. NCBI's taxonomy places the organism in Eukaryota, Fungi, Ascomycota, Eurotiomycetes, Onygenales, Ajellomycetaceae.